Penaeus monodon (black tiger shrimp) is the source of this 1023-nucleotide messenger RNA. RefSeq names its product ankyrin repeat domain-containing protein 54-like. The record is from RefSeq and is a predicted model, not a curated record. NCBI's taxonomy places the organism in Eukaryota, Metazoa, Arthropoda, Malacostraca, Decapoda, Penaeidae. Gene Ontology annotation, cellular component: cytoplasm; nucleus. Gene Ontology annotation, molecular function: protein binding.
CCGCAGAUAACAAGGCGACCGUUCGUGCUCGCGGCCGAGUGCGACCUGGCGUGUUGAGGCCGCCUUCCUGCGCCGAGGCCGAGCUCGAGCACACUGCGGCCAGGAUGGACUCCGGCAUCGACUCCACGGAGAGCAGCAACGGCAGCCUGGAGGAGGGCGGCGGCGCGGCGGCGGACGUGGCCAUGGAGGGCGAGGCCGCCGCCGCUGAGGAGGCGAGGGCUGGCGAGGCCGCGUCCUCUUGCGGCGAGCCUGGCCUCCCGCAGCCGCAGGCGGCGAGGGAGGCCGCACCCGCCGCCCUCGGGACGCAGGCCGCCGCGCCUUCCAACCUCAGGACUCUGGCCGCGGCCGCCGUGAGCUCGGCCACGCCGGAGGCCAUGGAGAGCCGCGGCGAGAAAGGCCCGCGGGACAGCAGCGCCCUGUUCAAAGUGACAGCCCGAUAACCAGGGCUACUCCCCACUCCAUCUCGCCCGCUCAAAACUCAAGCUUCUACAGAGAGACAGCAAUUCUUCUUCGCAAGAAAUAAAAAAGCAAGUGUAUCAGGUUAUUGAAAUGAUGCAAACCUACCUAGAAUGCUCAGGGAAUGCAGAGGAGGCUGAGCUGCUGACGUCGUUCACCAGUCAGCUGUCUCUCUCGGACUCGCGCCAGCAGGUGGAAAGUGACCUUCAGGCUCUCCUCAACUCCCUGACGGACCUGAGUCUCGUCAAAUCCAAACUCCCAUUACAUGCCAGAAAGAAAGGUAUGAUUUGUAAUAAGAGACGAAUGAAAAGAAAUACGAAAACAGAGAAGAGGCUGCGUCGGAAGCGUAUUUCUCCAUACAACUUGGAGACGCUGAGAUGCCAGACUUGUAUGAGCAGAUUUGUGUGUGAAAAGGUUGAUAAUUUGCAUACCGGUAUUAGUUUAUUAGCUUUUGGGUUUUGGGUUAUCAAGGAGGAUGAACAGACCAGUCAAAUUGUUCUCCUGUGUAUGCUGCGCUAUACACCAUGGCCAAUUGCACAGUAUAAGUUGUAUUCAAGAUGUCGGUGA